UUUUCAGUACGGUGACUUGUUACCGUUGGCAAUGGUGAUGCUGUUUGACUUCCAGCAGAGGAAGUUUCGGCUGCGUCAGUGUCCAGCUGAAGGAGAGCAGGAAGCUGUCCCUGAGGUCAGAGACCUGGAGAAAAGCCUGCAAAGGUGGAAGACCAAGCUGGCAGCCUCCCUGGCUUGCUUCAGAAUUAAACACAAUCUGCGGAGUGCCUCCUGUGUUCUGUCCGAUUCCAUCAGAGUUAAAGAGCACAGGGCUAAAUCCCUACCACUUUAUGCAUGGGUCAACACUUUACACACCAGCCUUGAUGAGGUGUGUGAGCUGCUACAUGGUGCCAACAUGAGUGAAGUAAAGCAAGUGGUUGACCUCACCGAUUCAACAUUUUCCAAGGACCCCCUCUGUCCAGAUACGCUAAUUUUCUCCCAAAACCUGUGUGUACCUCUCCAAAGCAGCAGCCUCACAAGCACACAUGUUCUGAACAUACAGGACAGGAGUGUGUGUGUGGCAGUGAGCGUUUUACAGCCUCUCCUUUUUGAGAAAGGCGAUGUCUUGGUGGCAGGCUCCUUCUCAGCUCUCACCCUGGCUCACAUAGCCGUAGCAGCCGCUGCUCGCUCCGGCCAAGUGUUGGUGUGCGGCGCUGACCACACGUCUUUGCAGAAUGAAGAGAUGAAGGCGCUGCUCUCAAAGAUGGACAUCAAAAAUGUCAAAGUCCUGCCAGAAGCUUUUUGCAGUUUGAAUGAGUCAAAUGCCACUGUAGAGAGACUAAAGGUCAUCAUAGUGUUGCCUCAGUGUUCUUCUUCAGCUCUCAAUGACCCAGUUGCCACAAUGUACAGUGAACAUGGAGACUGGAAUGUACUUCCGGAUUUAUCCCACGGCUCUGUCUCCAAAAGCAAAAUCUUCUCUCUGACCACCCAGCAGUCCAGACUGCUGGCACAUUCUUUGACCUUUCCAAAGGUCCAGACAGUGGUCUACUGCACCCGCUCAGUGUUUCCCGAGGAAAACGAACAGCUGGUUAGAAGAGUGUUGGAGCAAGCGCAUACUCAUCCAAAACUGCUGCCCUUUAGGGAGAACGGCCCGAUUUUCCCUGAUGACGCCACAUCGGGAGACAAAACAGAUUCCAAGUUCUUCAGGCUUCAGCCCUCUGAGUUCACCAACGGCUGCUUUAUAGCCAGACUGUCGCGGCAGGUGAGAGACAGAG
Molecule: messenger RNA, 1193 nt
Organism: Cyprinodon tularosa
Lineage: Eukaryota; Metazoa; Chordata; Actinopteri; Cyprinodontiformes; Cyprinodontidae
Product: putative methyltransferase NSUN7
Exons: 8
Molecular function (GO): methyltransferase activity
Source: RefSeq, a predicted model, not a curated record